Messenger RNA from Scheffersomyces coipomensis, 1116 nucleotides. RefSeq names its product TATA-binding protein-associated factor (gene TAF14). Gene Ontology annotation, molecular function: histone binding. NCBI's taxonomy places the organism in Eukaryota, Fungi, Ascomycota, Pichiomycetes, Serinales, Debaryomycetaceae. The transcript has 2 exons. Gene Ontology annotation, cellular component: SWI/SNF complex; transcription factor TFIID complex; transcription factor TFIIF complex. Bases 264 to 1046 code for a protein of 260 amino acids. Gene Ontology annotation, biological process: chromatin remodeling; regulation of transcription by RNA polymerase II. The record is from RefSeq and is a predicted model, not a curated record.
CUACACUCACCAGCAGUGACAACGAAGAAAAAAAAACUCACAACAACAAAAAGUUCCACAAAGGAAGGAAAAAAAAUGUAUCAGCAAAAAUUGCAAUUAACACCAAAAGCUUACUGUAAACGAUCAAUUGAUCAAUCAAUCAAUCAAUCUAAGUACUAUAUCUGGUCUAUACCAUUGGACAUAUCAUCUACCAUCCCACAUCAAGACAUUUCCACCUUAAUACCUUUCCUCCCUUCCCUCCCAUUCCUCCGCCAAAUAGAACAAUGUCUGAAGUUAAAAGAACGAUUAGAAUAAAGACUGAACAACACGUUUUAAAGGAUGUUCCACCUGUGGAAAACUUUCCUAUGAGACAAUGGUCAAUUGAAGUGGCCAUGUUGGAUUCAACUGGAAAGGAAGUUCCUGCCACCAUCUUGGAUAAAGUCACUUAUACUUUACAUCCUACCUUUGCCAAUCCUAUAAGAACUAUAAAACAAUCCCCCUUCAGAGUUGAAGAACAAGGUUGGGGUGAAUUCGAUAUACCUAUUUCUAUCCAUAUAUUAGGAUUAAAUGGUAAAACUGGUGAAAGAAAAUUUAAUCAUGAUUUAAAUUUUGCUCAAGAAUUAUAUACCAAUGAUCAUGUAGUUACUAUUCCAGUAGGAUCAAAUAAAAAUCCUCAACUAAAUAAAUUAUUAUUAGAAACUGGUACUUUACCAUUUGAUGAAUCAAAUCCUGCUGUUAAAAGAAAAUUAGAAUCAUCAUCUAAUGGUCCUGCUGCUACUACAACUGCAACUUCUGAUUUAAAUAAUAAAUUAAAAAAACUGAAAACUUCAAAUGGUAAUGCUAUUAAAGGUAAUAUCGAUUUAGAAAAAUUAGCCAAUGGUUUAACUAAAUUAAGUGAAGAUGAUUUAAUUGUCAUUGUACAGAUGGUAACUGAUAAUAGAACAAGUGAAAUGAAUAUAAAAAAUGACGUUGAUAAUGCAGAAUUUACUAUGGAUUUAUAUACUUUACCAGAAUCUUUAUUAAAGAGUUUAUGGGAUUACGUUAAGAAACAUAAUGGUGAUGUCUAAUCCUAUCCAUUCAUCUUUAUCUUAUUUCUUUUCUUGAUCGUGUAUAUUCUAUUUUACUUUAUAUAUAUAU